CAGUGAUGUUUAUGUUGGACUUUUUCACCAACACAGAGUGUGCACAGUGACUGGAGUGUAGAAAUAAACGGCUGUCUGCAAUAUCUUUGCUUAGUUUUAUUUUUGAAAACAUAAGUACCAAACGCUGCAAGCCAUCCCUCCUCCUCACCAGCAGCAUACAAAACAUUCAAUCAACUUAAACACAGUUUUCAAAUAAUCAAUUAUCCUAUCACAUCCCUUCCUGCAUCCGGUGCAGAAAGCAAACUUCCCUUUUAAUUAGUCAAAUAAUCAAGAGACCACAGGUGUGCAGCUAAAUAGGUCAAACUGCAAACAUACACCUCUAAGUAGCACCACUGAUCACCUUAGGAUAAAGAAAAACCAACAGUUUAAGCAGCAUGCAUGAUGUCAUAAAAACCUAUGUAUGCUUUAUAUACUGCUUAGUGCUUUACUUUCUAAGCGGUGUAUAAGUUUAGAAAUGCUUGCCUGCUGAAAUAAAGGUCUUCACCAAAUCUAUCUAUGUGUGCACAAACAAACCACCUUCUCCUCAUCUCAUUUAUUUCUUUUCCUAUCUGUUCUUAUGGACAUUGGUGAAAGUAAAUGAAUAAUCCCGAUGAAGAAGGUUUGCUUUCUGUAUCAGUUUUCUUUCUUUCUGCCUAGCUCUCUGAGGGGCAAGCGUGUUCGUGUAAUAUGCAUUAAGGCCUAGGCAUUGCCAUUAAAAUGUUACAACUCCAAAGAAAGGGCAUUCAAAGAGCAACAAAUUUAUCUCUGCAGAAUACUCCAUCCAGCAUGCAACAUAUGAGAUCCAUUUGCUUUGAUUCAAGCGCUGCCAGCUAUUGGCCGGGAAACAAGUGGGGUGGGGGUGGGGAGAGUGGCUGGGGAAAGUGCGUUGGUUGCAGCAAAAAGAGUGGAGAGUUUUUGUUUUUUUGCUUUUCUGGGAUUGGUUGUUUCCUAAAGAGAGGAGACAUCUAUAUCAAAACCAGAAGGAUCAUGGCAAGUUCCAAAUAGAUGGAAUCACAAUCAACUGCUUUGUUCUUUAAUGGAAUUUAAAUGCUGAUAGAUAUGCAUAUUUGGGCAAAAGUCCCCCCCCCAAUAUAUUAAACAGGAUUAUAUCUUCUGUUUUAAAUUCCUCCCUCCAAUUUACCGCUCUCAGACAAAAUUGAACUUUUCCUUUGCUGCUUUUGGACAAAUCAAGAUUCCAUCACUGCAUGCAGCCAUUGUACAUUGCACAGUGUAGACAGUUCCCCUAAAAGUAUUGUUUCCUAUUGCUUUCACAAAUAGGUAUUCAUCCUAGAUAGCCCCUAUUUAGAAGCUAGUGUGCACAUUUCACCUUUUCAAUAAAAUAUCACUCAUAAUAAAACAACCACAACAACAGUCUAUCCAAUUGAAUCACACAGUCUAACAGGGUUUAGUGGCACAUGGCUUUAAAAUUAGUUGAUAAUAGACUAUAUGGUACAUCCUCCUGGGGCCAGGGCUAUUCCUCUGGCCUCUGGAUAUUGAUGGAAUGGGAAUGACCAUCAUUUUUAUGGUUUCUCAUCCGAGAAGCUCCUGACAUAAUCUUUAUUCUGCAUUCUUCUCUUUGCUGUUUUCUCUUCUUGGGGUGCAUUGAUACUCCCUGUUCUCCCCUUCCCCAAAUUAUUGUGUCAUGCAUAGCCAACAGCCUAACAACCAUCCUCCUGCAACUCCUGCUGCCUUCGGACUCACUAUGGGGGAACUAUUACCACAUUAUCUUAUAAUUACCAAUCAGUUACAAGCUGCAAAGGGAUACAUCACUGUCAGUCCCCUGAAGCAGUAGUAGUAGGAGGUGCAGUGAAAGCAACAUAGUUCUUUUGAGGGUAAACAACCAUCUUGCCCUGAUCAUCAUGGAGGAAGGGGAGGAGAUCACAAAUAAAUAAGCAACAAAACGUCAGUGUGCAGUGCUCCUAUUUAGAGUUCUAGCCAACAAGCAUUAUCCUCUCCCAGGACACUCCAUUACCUGAUUUUGUGGGUUCUCAUCCCCCUCCAACAGUCAAAAGGCAUUUGUAUGGCUCCUGAUCACACAUUGCUCAGCAUUCAUUGAGAAGCUUGCUGUUCCCUGCCCCCCAGAAGUUUCUGCAAACCUUGGAUUGCCUCAAGCUUGCACAGAGAACUGAGUUCACUACCACUAAACAAUAUGCUGUAUUUUAAGUUGUUGCUAUGCAAUGAACUUAUACCAGAGGCUACAUCUCUAUAGCAACCCCUGUGCUCUCUGUUUGGUGCUCUAGAAUACAACUGGGGAAGACCAGCCAUGCAAAUUGCACAGGCGGCCACAAGCUCUUCUGUUGACUGUGUAAAUGAGGAGAGGUGCCACAAUUGGCUGAAACCUACUGUUGAUGUGGACUGCAGGAAGCUGAGGUGUUGUGUGAGUACAACUGCAAAAACAAGUAAUAGUGCGGAUAUGCCCCCACUCUUAAAGAGCUUACCUAGAAUACAAGAAGAGCCCUGCUGAAUCUCAUUUGUACCAGAAUCCUGUUCCCACAGUGGCCAGCUAGACACCUAUAGGAAACCCUCAAGCAUAUACCUUCCAAUAUAUAUUUACCCACCAGCAGGAUCUUGCACCUUUGCUAGUGCUUUGUACAAACUUUUGAAAUGCACAAUAUUAUUGCAUCCUGCCCUAUCUUUACCCCAGUUGUUAGGCAAUUGAAAUGUCGAUGGGUGCUUCCAGCUGGGGGUUUAAUACUGCAAACUUACCAUUCUGAAAUUGCAAAUGGGAAAUUGGCAGCAGGUGUGGUGUUGCUGUUUUUCUUUUUAAAAAAAAAAACUUAACUGAUUUUCUGUGAAAACUGUGACUCUGAAUAUAAAAGGUAUGAAACACAGCCUAGCAUUUUGAUGCUGAUGUCAUGGGGGUGUAUGCGAGAGCAGUCCCAGUCCCACAAUAAACACCUGUCUGGAAGCAACCUAUAAUAUACCAGGAUGUGGAGAAAUAGGGAAACGUACCUUUUAACUCUUCAAAACUGCAGCAGCAGCACAUAUCACCCUCCCAUACGGAUGAGAUUGUAACAUGAUAACAUAAGACGAUCCCUGCUGUAUCCGGCCACCUAGUCCAGCAUUCUGGGGCUUGUCCACACCCAGGGGCAUUCCGAGGGGGGGGGCAGUCCGCUCCAGGUGCCAUUCCAAAGGGGGGGGCCAAAAUGCCUACCCCCAAUCGGCGGCACCCCCUGGGGCACGCACUACUCACCCCCAUGGGUGGUGUGUCACGCCCCACAGGUGGUGCGUCAUGCCCUCAGGAUGUGCCUCUGUCCAACACGUGAAUAUGUGGCUUUGCACCUGCCUCUCUCAUUAAUACAGGGUUGUCCACAUGAUGUCCUCCCCAUCCCAGGGUUGUCCCAGAUCUUUCCCCCUUUAAAUGCAAAGAUUUUCAAGCUUUGAAAAGUCAGAAAUGGCCAUCUUGUGUAGUGCAUUCUUCUGGGGUACUCAAGGGUACGCAGUACCCACACCUUCCCCCCUCCCCAUGUUAAAAGUGUGGUACUUAUUGUAACAACUUCAUGGUGAUUACUGGCACUUUAAAAAGAAAAAAAAGCACGGGACCCCCACAUUUAAAGGGCAGGAAGGUCGUAGACAAUACUGGGAUGAGGAAGUUUCCCUGAGCGCUGCUCUCCUCGCUUUAUUCCUGGCCUUGCAGCCUCCCACAGAAUCUCUCGGGCACUUUUGGUUUUUUCCAUGAAUUACCUUUGGUAUAAAUUACUUAACAUAAAUAUACUCCAGAAUUGGGUGCCUUUGCCUCAGCUUUCUAUAUAUGUUGGGAACUAACGCUGCAUAUCCCCCCCCCCACACACUGAGGCGCCCUUGAGAUUUGUGCGCCUUCAUUUUGCAUGCAGCGACCACGAGCGCAGCUGGCAGGGAAGCGCCUCGGGAGCCCGGCCAGCAACGCUCCUCCCGGCUUCCCCACACGCCGCCCGCCGGCCCCCAACGGGACACCCUGCCUACGCCUCCCGGAGCCUCUCGGCGGCCUGGCCUCCCCGCCCCCUGCGUGUCACAGGCGCUCUUUGCAUAGGCGGCGCUCCCCGCCGGCAGCCCCCUUUAUAGGCUCUCCCCUCGCGCCAGCCGAGGCCAGAGCAGGAGCGCGAGGCCAGGCAGGCAGGCAGGCAGCGCACCGCAGCCCCACCUCCUUCGCCGCCACCGCCUCCUCUUCUUUCUCCUCCUCCUCCUCCUCCUGCUGCUCCUGCAGCAGCGCCGCCGCCAGCGUCUCCCUCAGACGCUCUGAGGCAGCUGCCCAGGCAGGAGCGGCGCGGCGUCCCUUACCUUGGAAGAGCGAAGACAGCCUCUCCUGGCUCGGGAGCAGGCGGCUGAAGAACCCACACGCAGAGGGAGAAAGGCGCCGGCGGAACCUGGGGCGAGGAAGGACCGGCCUCGUAUCCAUGCCGUGAGCUGCCCCGGUCUCGGAAGGCUGGACGGGAGCGUCCCCGAGGAAGCGCCGGCUGUAAGUUUCUCUCCAGCCUCUUCCUGCGACCUGUUGAGUCGCGCGAGGGUUGCUGGUGCCCGGAGCGGCGCGCGCCGGGUCAAUCAAUGGAUGGGGGGGGGGGCAGGGCGGGGAACGGACGGACGGACCAAGUUCCACCUUCUGCCUGGCUCGAGCGGGCAGCCCUUGCAUGCUGCCCGCCCGAUCCUGGGCAGCCCUUGUAAUGCUGCCCGCCCGAGCCUGGGCAGCCUUACUCGGAAGCAAGCCCCUCCGAAUUCAGACGGACGCGCCUCGGAUUUGCAGCUUUCAGCCCUGCGACCCACGUUCGCGUCGAGGCCGGGGCGAAGGGUUGCAACGCGCGCUUUUUGAGCAUGCACAGAGGGCACCGCCGCGUGAGCACCCAGAAGCAGCAGCAUCCACGAGUGUGGGAUGGAGGGAUAGUGAAGGGUGUGUGUGUGUGUCGGAAGGUAGAACUUGAAAGAAGGAUCGAGGCCCCCGCCCCCUGCACUGUAUUUCGCUUUUUGAAAUGCAGCUGUGUGUGUGUGUGAUGCGCCUGGGGUUUUGUUCCGAGGGGACAAUUGUUUAUACAGCGCAGAGAAAGGGAGCCGGGUUGCAGACAGGGCACGUUUCUGCCUUUCCGUCCCACAGGAAGAGGGAAGGUCAGAGGGUGUGCUGCUUGCUUCCUUCCUCUCUCUUCCGAGAGAUGGCUCUGGCUUUUCUCUCCCUCCCCCCCCCCCUCCCCAAGCUUCACUUCAAAGCGGAGGGAAGUGUGAGGAAGCGUUGACAGAGCUUUUGUAUUUCGUAGAGACGCACAUGGCGCGCUGCUCUUCCAGGCAGCUGCUGAAUGGGCACGUUAGGCGAGGAAGUCGGCUCUACAUGUUUUAACAUUUCAGGCGUCAUAAUCAAGAAGUAUUUUGAUCGGCGGAACCGCAAAGUAACAACGUGAUCCAUUGAAACAUGAAACCUCCCCCCUUCUCUCUCUCUCUCUCUCCCCAAAUCACUGGGAAUUUUGAAGUAUCUUAUUUCAAUAAUAAGAGAGGCGAAGGCGUGUGUGUUCUAUAUCAUUUUAUGAAGCUGGGAUUUUAUCCACUAUGCUCAAGUUUUCUGAAAUAAAGAAAGCUUAAAGGAUAUUGGGAAAUCCUAGUUAUCACUUUUUCACUUGUGGUCGCUAUGGAGGGGUCUUUUAAAAAGUAAAUAUAUAUAUAUUUACCUAUACUUCAUUUGAAUAUUUAAAACCCGAUGCAAAAUAUUAUCCAAACAAUAACUUCCUGUGCUGGUUCAAGAAAGCCGGCUCAUCUGUUUCUGCAUUACUACGUUUAUUGCUACCCUGAUAAGAUGAUAGAAUAGUGCCAGGUAUUUGUAUGAACCGUUGAACUAUGGCUAUGCAUUUCUGUUUACCAGAAAAAGAUUAAUAUGUUGCACAGACCAGGAGGUCUUUGUGAACCAAAAUCAGUUUAUUUAACAAUAUAAUGGAAUAUUUUCCUAACCAUACAUUAGUACAUGUGAUAAAGAAUGAUGAACUGUAUCAGUAUUUGCUUAUUAUUAUUAUUUAUUAAAUUUAUAUACUGCCCUACACCCACAGUUCUCAAGGCAGUUGACUUGAGUCCACCCCUCAUGCAGCUCCUGUGAAGUUUGAGAGGGAGCUGCACACAGGAAGCAAAAGAAGAUUUUAGCCUUAGGGUAUUUUCUUUUUCAUUGGGUAAGGUAUUAUUGCUGCAUAUGAAAAACAGAAAAUUAGUAAGGGGAUACCCUUAUUGGAUCAGCUGCUUAGAGCAAGGUGUGUGCAGAUCUUUAGUUUUCCCAGAUUUCAUCCUAACACCAAAGAACUCAGAGACUUUCAGCUAGACUGUGCUUACCAGUGUGUGUUUGUUAAAAGUUACUCAGGAAUAAACACUCAGCUGAAUUAUUGAAUAGUCACUGGAGAUAGCAUUUUAGUUACAUGUUUGUUUUGUCUCAACCUGUCUCUGCUUUUAAUCUGCUCUCUGCUCAUUUGCUCAUUGAUUUGGCCAAGACUCCCAGUUGUCACAGUUUCUCUUUGGAGACUAUGUGGAGCCUCCCUGUUCAGUGGCAAUAUAUCUGUGAAUAACAGGUGUGUGGGUGGGUUUGUGGAACAAUGAAUAGGCAAUAGCCAUUGGCAUCAUGACUUGCUUUUGAGAUUUCAGAAUCAACUGAAUGCUAUGUAGUUUGUAGGCUGGUGCUGGAAACAGAUCAGACUAGAUUUGUCUGGUCCAGCAAAGUAUUUCUUGCAUUCUAGAAAGCUUUAAGAAUGAGGACCAUGAGCCAUCAGUCAGUUGUGUAGUUGCUUUGAUAUGCUUCCUACUGAAUUCCUAAUAAUGCAGCAGCGUUUCAGUAUGAAAUGCACUAUAUGCAGAUUACAUGUUGUUAAUUUUAGGGGGAGGGGGAAUUACCUGAAGGGUGUUGCCUCAUCUUUUUUGUUCAGUGUCUUUGCCAAGCUAUCUUAGUUAAAAUAUUUGUGGCUUGCGUAAUCUGCAGCAACAAAGGAGCAAAGUGUUUCAACGGAUAGCUUUAAAUGCAAAAUGAUUUAUUCUAGUGGACUGUAGGACACCCCCAUAUGUCCAGAUAAGCAGAAGUUCAUAGAAAUAGAUGUGUUGAGAUGGAGCCAUAUGAGAGAUAACCAGUUAGCCAUAAGGUCAUACUUUUCGUAACAGGGUUCUGUUGCAUUCUUAGAACCCUCUGUAAUGAAAUUGUAUUAAAAAGCAUUAGAAUAUUUAUUUAGGCAUUAUUUCAAAAAUAACAGUGAUACUCUUGUAUCAGUGUAUUUUGAGUUAUUGUUAGAAGCGUAUAAGGAAGUGAGCAUAAGGAAGUUGUGUGCUUUUUUUAAAAUCCAGGUUUACUUGUUCUGCUCAGAAUUCUUCUGAAAUUGCAGUUUUAUUAUUUUUCAGAUUCACAAAAGCUUGACACAGCACCCCUUUACAAGGGCAUGGAUUGCUGAAAAACCAUACUGGCAGGUGACCUUCAGCAAUCUGUAUCGAUGGGCUCUUUCCUGCUUUUGUUCCGUUUAUGCAAAUGCUGUCAGAUUACAAAUUGUUAAUCUCUGCUCAGAGGAAUUUUUAAACUUGAGACAUUAUCUUGUUUAGCUUCAGGCUUUUAACUUACAUGUUAAGGACCUCCUCUUACAUGAUGCUGUAUAGCCACACCUUGGAGAGACUUGACUUACAAGUACUACAUGGAACCAAACCUGCUGCAGCUUCAAGUAUUCCUUUUUGUAUAUUUUAAGUUUGAGCUGGUUUGCAUGGCACAGUAAGCAAAACCUUGGCUUAGCAGGAGCACGUGAAUGUGCCGGCUCUCGCAGCUGCUUUGCUCUUUCCUUGUCCCCUUUGCUCCUGUGCUGGCACUGAAUUAAGCCCAGGUUUCGCAAGGUGUGGUGAGCUCUCUCAUCACUACCCACAAGCCGUAGCCAUGGUUUGCUUUUUUGCAAGAGCAAAAGGGACAUAGGAGGAGCCAAGUGGCUAUUCUCUGGGAACAUUUGUGUACGCUCACUAAACCAAGGUUUGGCUUAGUGUGUCAUGCGAACCAGGCCACUGUGUGUUAAUCCACAGACUUUCUGUCUUCCUGCCCAGGACUACUUUUAGGAAGGUCUGAUCCCUUAAUAAAUUUUUAUGUGAGUAGAGUAGUAAGUCUGUCUAGAGUUUGUUUCACAAGCACAAAGGAUCCUAUCUGCAGAGGUCAAGUCAAUAUUAUUUGUAGGAUCAGAUUUGAUAACAUACUUACCUAAUCUGAGCAGGUAUCUCAAAUUUCUUAGGCUUCUUUUUCUCAUGGUUUCUGCUGGUGACAUAAAUCUGGAUUCAGAUCGUAAUGAUUUUCUGCAGUAGGCUGAAAUGAGGAAUGGAUACCUUCUAGACGUAUGAUGUCAACUGAGUUCAGUGGCUAGGCCUUAGAGGUUUUGGGGGAUUCCUCCAUCUGGCAAUAGUAAGUUAUAAAUACUAAGGAAAAACUAGGCUAGUUGCAUAGUACGUAUUAGGUUCCAGCUGCAAGUUUUCACUUGAUGAUUCUAACUCAUGGGGUGAUAACAUCAUCUAACUUUCCGGUAGGUAUACCGGGGACUCCUUGAGGCAACGAGGUAAGUGGUAAUCCAAGAUUAGUUUUGGGGGCUUUGGAAUGCCAGGUUAAUGUAUGAUUGUUUGUCAGAUAAUUUGCUUAGCUGUAAGAGCUAAUAACAAUUUUAUUCCCUGUGUCUAAUUUGAUAUAUAUGGUGAGACAACACAAUCUUAAACGUUUUUACUCUGGAGUAGAAUCAGUGUGGUUUACUCCAUGGUAACUGUGUUUAGGAUUGCAGCCCGAGUCUGCAUUUUCUUCUUGAUUGCUCACACUGAACCAUGUUAAUGGAGAAAUGUGAAACAUUAGACUCAGCAUGCAGACUGCUUGCAAGAUGUAUCUCAGAAAUUCACUUGCAGUGCUGUUCAUUCCAUACAAAGGCCGCAAAUCCAGAUAAUAAAAGGAUUACUGCAUAUUUCACCAUCAAGGUACGCCACAUCUGUAAUGCUGAGAUGUGCCGACUGUACAUUGUGGUGACCCAUUGAUGGAUUUCCACUCAAACUGAGGCUUUAUUUCCCAAAUCAAAGAUAACUUGGUUCUGAGUAAUUAUUACUAGGAUUGGGCUGUAACGCUUGAAAAGGUCCUAGUCUCGUAGCAAUUUCCACAAGUGCUUAGCAGGGAUCAGCACCUGUACUACAGAGGCUUCAAAAGCUAGCAUGACAGCCAACACCUUCUCCAUAAGGUGAUAUCAAAUAAGGAAAACCUGCAGAGCAAUCUAAACCCCUGAUCUGCCAUGUUGAAGGAGGUUUGGAUGCAGUGGAGGUGUACCCCCCCACCAGCAGAGGAGCCCCCACUAGCAAGGAACACCCCCAAUACACCUACCCAAGUGGUAGGCUGGUUGAGCUGGUGCUGGUGUCAUCACAAUGGGAUGACUGUGGGCCCAGUCUGGACCUCUUGUCCUAGCCUGGCCUCCCAUUUUGUGCCCUAGUUGGUGUGUCCAGUAGGGCCGUGAUGGUGCCGUUUCUCCACUGUUGCUGGCCAGAGGUUAGAGAUGUCAACUAAAUACUCAAAUAUGAGUUGGUUGGUGGACUGUCUCCUCCCCUGUAGCGGCUCUUUGCCUUUGCUCAAGGGCAUUGUGCUUCUAAUCAAGCAUUGUGGACAUACUGUAUUAUGAAACAUACCUACUUUCCCUGAGCUUUAUGUAUGUCUAGGGUAUGGUCACAUCCAGUGCUUUUUCCCAAUAAAAAUAGGUGCCGGUAUUCACCAAAUUUGUUAAAGUAAGUGCCACGCUCUUUAACAACAAGGAGAGGUGCCGGUACUGCAUACUCUUGAGUGCCUCCUGGAAAAAAAAGUCACUGGCCGCGUCCUUUCAGGUGUCCUUUCAUAUCUGACUCAUCACCCAGCUGCAGAUUAAUGAAUAGUUCAGCUUCUCUUUCUUCUGUUGACACUUUCUGCUUGGGUGACAGGCUUAGUCUUGUGGGAAAGUUUCAUGGAGGCCAUGCAAAUUAUAACUUUCUGCUCUCCAGACUUCCUUCACUCCUACCUCUGGACUGUGAAGACUUACUUAGGCUCUUAUUCUGUGGGCUGUGGUUGUUUCUAUGAAACUUGAAUCAGAGCUGGUCUGACCUGCACAGCAAGUAGACCCAACCCCACUGGACUUUAAACUCAGUUAUGAGUGAGAGAACUUUUUGCUGUGGUGUGUUAAAUCUUCCUCUCCUACCUGUGUUCUCUUGGUGCCCAAAAGCCUCCUCUAUCUCUUGUGUCUUCCUAAUGGGACAAAAUGUCUUGACUUGAACCUGGAACCAUUAAUAAAGACCUAUCAGGCUGCAAGGAUCUAUUUUGUUAGGGUGCUGGCUUAUAGAUCUCUCUUGCCAUGGUUUUGUAUCCCUUGUCACUAAAUCUGAACUUACAUGCGCAAGGGCAUAACCCACUUGAGAUUAAUGCAAUAGUUUUUGCUCUCAGAAUUGAAGGAUACUCCAGAACAUGGGCUCUAUUUUGUUUUAGAAUAUUAUUAAAUCACAGUGCUUGCCAUCUUAGAAUAUCUGCUACUCAUAACAGAAAGUAAAAUAUGCUAGGCAUGGUUUCUGUCUUUCCUUUUACAUACCUUUUUGGUGUGUUUGGAACGGUUGUAUGAGGAUAGUAUCUUAAUGAGUUUCAUUUGUGGAUGUUGGUGCUCCAAGCAGUAUUUUUACAUUCCUGAAUGUAGUGUGUCUUGUUGCUCAUCCUGCUAUGAUUCAAAGCACAACAAUGUUUUAAAUAUGUGUAUCUGCAUAUUUGGUGAAUCAGCUGCUCUGUACUGGGGAGGUGUGACAAAAAUCAGAGCUGUCUCUUUCCCCUCUUUUCUGAGUUACAGUGCCAACAUAUAUUGCCAUGAAAGUAGGCUAUCUAGUUUGCCAAGAUAAACCUGCUAUCUUGAGCAACAAUUUUCAGAAUAUGCCAGUUAAGAAAUUUGUAUCGUUAAAACACAAACAGGCUCAAUAGUCUGUGUCUUCAGCUUCUGUUUAGAAUUGCUCAGAAUUCGGUUACGUUUUGCAAGAUGUGGGUGGUGGAGGAAAAGAGAAUAUCAUCAUCAUUGUUAUCUCCUGAGACUUAACUGUAUUUUUUUAUGUUUAGGUGUGGAAGAAAAUGUCAGUCAGCAUGCACGAGAAUCGCAAAUCUAGAGCCAGCACUGGCUCCAUAAACAUAUAUCUGUUCCACAAAUCUUCAUAUGCUGAUAGCGUUCUCACUCAUCUAAACCUUCUGCGCCAACAACGUCUUUUUACGGAUGUGCUUCUCCAUGCUGGGAGCAAGUCAUUCCCUUGCCAUAGAGCUGUCUUAGCUGCUUGCAGUCGAUACUUUGAAGCCAUGUUCAGUGGAGGACUCAAGGAGAGCCAAGCCAGUGAAGUCAACUUCCAUAAUUCCAUCCACCCAGAGGUUCUAGAACUUCUCCUGGACUAUGCGUACUCCUCAAGGGUCAUCAUCAAUGAAGAAAAUGCUGAGUCUCUUCUGGAGGCUGGAGACAUGUUGGAGUUUCAAGACAUCAGAGAUGCUUGUGCAGAAUUCCUGGAGAAAAAUCUUCAUCCUACUAACUGCCUCGGCAUGCUGCUUCUGUCUGAUGCUCACCAGUGUACCAAACUCUAUGAGCUCUCUUGGAGGAUGUGCCUUAGCAACUUCCAGGCUAUCAGCAAAAGCGAAGAUUUUCUCCAGCUCCCAAAAGACAUGGUUGUGCAGCUCCUGUCUAGUGAAGAAUUGGAGACUGAAGAUGAGCGUCUGGUGUAUGAGUCUGCCAUGAAUUGGAUUAACUAUGAUCUGAACAAACGCUACUGUUAUCUACCAGAACUGUUGCAGACGGUGAGACUGGCCCUUUUGCCAGCCAUCUAUCUGAUGGAGAAUGUGGCUACUGAGGAGCUUAUCACUAAGCAGAGGAAGAGCAAAGAGAUUGUUGAAGAAGCAAUAAGGUGCAAGUUGAAGAUUUUGCAGAAUGACGGUGUAGUCACCAGUUUGUGUGCGAGGCCUCGAAAAACUGGCCAUGCCCUAUUUCUUUUAGGAGGACAAACCUUUAUGUGUGACAAGUUGUACCUGGUUGACCAAAAAGCAAAGGAGAUCAUCCCCAAAGCUGACAUCCCAAGCCCAAGGAAAGAGUUCAGUGCAUGCGCUAUUGGCUGUAAAGUCUAUAUUACAGGUGGCCGGGGAUCUGAAAACGGCGUCUCUAAAGAUGUUUGGGUCUAUGAUACACUUCAUGAAGAGUGGUCCAAGGCUGCUCCCAUGCUAGUAGCUCGGUUUGGUCAUGGUUCUGCUGAACUCAAACAUUGUCUAUAUGUUGUUGGAGGGCACACAGCAGCCACUGGUUGCCUCCCAGCUUCUCCUUCAGUAUCCUUAAAGCAAGUAGAACAGUAUGAUCCUGUGACCAACAAAUGGACAAUGGUCGCUCCACUUCGAGAAGGAGUAAGCAAUGCAGCUGUAGUCAGUGCAAAGCUGAAGCUGUUUGCCUUUGGCGGUACCAGUGUCAGCCAUGAUAAGCUCCCCAAAGUUCAGUGUUACGACCUUUGCGAAAACAGAUGGACAGUACCAGCCACCUGCCCCCAGCCAUGGCGAUACACAGCUGCAGCUGUUCUGGGCAACCAGAUCUUUAUUAUGGGUGGAGAUACUGAAUUCUCCGCAUGCUCGGCUUAUAAAUUCAACAGUGAAACUUACCAGUGGACUAAAGUGGGAGAUGUUACAGCUAAGAGAAUGAGCUGCCAUGCAGUAGCGUCGGGAAACAAGCUGUAUGUUGUUGGGGGAUAUUUUGGCAUCCAGAGAUGCAAGACGCUAGAUUGCUAUGACCCCACUCUAGAUGUAUGGAACAGCAUAACCACAGUGCCCUACUCCCUAAUUCCCACUGCAUUUGUGAGCACAUGGAAGCAUCUCCCUUCUUAACUGCAUAGGUGCCUAUACAGGUAAGAAACCACACCUGCAAGUUACAAGUUGCUAUAUAUCUUACCCAUAAGCUCAAGAGAUUCAAAUGUUGAUUAUAAUGCUUUUUGUUAGUGGAAUAGGAAACAGAAAAGGCUGGUGUGAUUCAGCCAAUGCCAUCUCAUGUUGACAGAAUCAGGAAUAGAACCCCACUGUCUUAAUUAAACCUCACUGGCUUGCAAUAUAAGAUCAGUUUGCGCAAGGUGUUUUGUUCAGCACUGUGAGCAGUCCUAAUUGUCCCCAGCUAUGCAUUUGUGUGGGCAAUAUAAUGAUGGACUAGUCAAUCAUAGAUAACAACCAUUAGUAAUUUAUGGCACAAAAAUUGCUUUUGGAUGUAUUUAUGAUUAUUUGCUUCACAUGUUAUCUUUGUGCAAGUAAGUACUUGAGGGUAGUUGGAGAUCGCUUGCACAUAGAUAUAAAAAUGAAAAUAUCAAAACUUUUUUUUCCUGAUACUGGAUAGUAUUGUCUGAACUACAUGAGAUUUAGCUUAUUCAUGAAAUUAUCUACUCGACUCCUGUUACAACUCCUAUUACUGCUUUACUAACUACACUAUCUGGAAAUAAGUUAAAUUGACUAAUUGCAGGGAAAUAUAUUUGCAAUCAUGGAGCAAGCAGGAUAGUUGUUGACCUUAAAGUAUAAAUAGGCAACUAUCAUCUGUUUGCAUGGACUACAUUUUUCGAAAAUACAUUUGGUAUAUAACAUCAAAGGGGAAAGCUGUGGGCUUAGGUUGUUGAACUUGGUGGAAACACGACUAUUUAUAACAUUUAAGUAGAAAGCUUCUGCUUGUGAAGGGGGAAAAAAAGAGUUUAGUUCCUGUGCCUGAUGGUGAAUCACGCUGACCUUAUGCUUAAAAGAAGACAUGCCAUUUGGUUCAAGUAAUAAUUUGGUCUGCAAACUCAGAGCGUUCCAAAGCCCAUAAAUUCUACUUUAUAGUAUAGUGCAGCGGCCCAAGUUCUCACCUGAUGAUGUGGGCAGGUGCAUUGCUGGUGACUUCAACGGAAUGGCAUCUGCCUACAAGCAACUCUGAAUUUCAGCUUGGUCAUGCAGGUGCUUGUACUGCUCUCUUGCUGGUGCAAACAUUCCCCCCCCCCCCCCGAUUUUUUUCCUCCAGUUUUGAAAUGCCAGUGAAGCUUCCUCAAAACAUAGCACUUUCUUAACAGUUAGCCUCCUAUCACUGUCUUUUGCUGUUCCAAACUGGUAAAAUAUAUUUUAAGGUAAAUUUGCAAUCCUAAGCACAUUUGCUUGGAAAUCGGUUCCCUUAGAACUCAGAGGGGCUUACUUCUAGGUUAACUUGUACUUCCAACACCCAAGUGUGGGUGUUUUUCCUUUUUCCCUGGGAUGUGUGCAGCCCAAUCCAAUUCAUAGCUGACUGUUGCCUUUAAAAAAAUCAUUAAAAGAAAACAACAAAAAGCCAGACUUGGUUAUUAACUAGUAGUGAGGCUACUCCAGUGUAAGUAGUCUGAGAAAUGCAGUUCAUGCUACAAGAUGCUUGCACUGUAUUUUCUUCCAACAUUUGGAAGCUGCAUAAUAGGCCUGUAAAGCCAGCCAGGUUGUAAAGACUCUUUGAUAUUCUUUCCUUGUGAAGGUUACAAUUGGUGGGUAGAUUAAAAGGAACUAGCUAAGUGGUUUUUGCAAUAAAAGUUGGACAAACUAUUGCCUCUGUAACAUAGUAAAUAGCAAACAAGGAGAGCCAUUAGACAUAGCAAUAAAAACUAUUGCAGAUUGGGCCACCGAAGUGUAGAAACACCAGCCAAUAUGGUUGCAGGAUCACAGCCUUAAUUCCAAAGAACUCAUAGUGGGGAACCUGCAAGCUUGAGGUUCUCAACCAUUGGCCUAUAGAUGCUCUCAGACCAUUCACUGAUAUCACUUGUAUUUGAGAAUAACCUGCAUGCCAAAGAUGAUAAUUGUGACUGUCCCUUGACUAAAACAAUUAAGCAAAAUAACAGUAGCAACAGCAGCAACAACAAAAAUCACAUCAACCUUCCUAGAGUGCAGUAGUGUUUCUUCAGAUCACGCUAUUUGUAGUCUAUUGUUUUAGCGGCCAUGGAUGUGAUUAUCUUGCGAGUAACAAAUCCUUCACUCCAAAUUGUCCCCAGAGAGACAGUGAUGCGGUCUUUCAAGAUUUCCCCGAAUUGUUCUAAAAAUAACAACCAUAAUAAAACAAAUGGGUAUCGUGUACAUAAUCAGAGGACUGCCCUUUCAUGUUAGCAAGGGCACAGAGCAAAUUUGCUUGCUGUGCUGCCCAUCUCAGAUGUCUGCUCCCCCAUACACUCUGUAGACACAAAGCCAUUCCUUAGCUUCUGUAAUGCAUUAAGAUAACUGUAGAAUUCAGUCUCUAGGGCUGCAUAUACAUCCAGCAAAUAGAUCUCUUCUCUUCUUCUUUUUUUUACUGUCUCCUGCUGCUUUCUCAGUGGGAGGGAGGGACAGAAAGGAAAUUACUUCUGAUUGCGCUCUGUUUUCAUGGCGCUGUGUGGCCCCAGCCUGACAGCAGUUAGGAAGAUCUUAAGUGUGCUUUGUCUCCUCUCUCAGACUUGUAGGCUCUGGAGCAGGGGACCCUAUCCCACCCCCCCACAAAAAUGCGAAUACUGGUUUCAGUGGCUGGAGUGGAAGUUGAGGGGUGGGAGGGUGGGGAAUGACACACCAGGCACAAGAAUGUGUAGAAGACUCUGAUCAGCAGGAAAUAUUUCGAAAAUAAUGAAGGGGCUGUAUCUUUAAUCUGCGAGAGGCGAUGAGCUAGGGCUGCAGAUUUAUUCUGAAUGCACUCUUCUGUACUGCGGUUCUAGUACAGUGCUUUUAGUUUAAGGUUGACUUGAGCUUUCAGUAACACACAUGUACAUUCAAAUCAGUCGCACCAAGUUAACUGGAGCAGUUCUGCAAUUACCCCAGCGGAAAUCCCAUCAAACUUUGCCUCAUACAUUCUGGCAGAGCUAUUAAUUGCUACUUUAAAAACCAGCGUGGUGCCUGGUUUGAAAACUGGCUCUGAGCAUAAUAAUGAAGUGAGAAGGUGGAGUCUGGACGCCAAAAAAACGGCCGGGUCCAAAGCCAAUAUUUUGCGCUGCAUAAUCAACGCAAGGGGGUGUGGGGGGGGGUUGGGGAGAAGGCUUCAGUGCAGAGGCAUCGAAGCAUACUACAUUGUCACAUGACAAAGCACAGCAAAGCAGAGUUCUGACAUAAUGAAUAGCAGAAACGUUUUAAAUAAGGGGAUUAAUAUGUCUGCCAUUCAUAUGCUGAAUCAAUUCCAUUCAGGAUUCUCCAUGGUUAACAGAGGGCAUUGGUUAGAGAUUUUAUUUCCAACAGGCUGGCUCCCCCCUCCCCCCGCUCCCUUUUCUCUCCUUGGCUAGUUUGAUUUGGCUCAUGACCAAAAUGGCUGUCUUGCUACUUCUGCCAGAAAGUUUGCAUUACGUGAAUUUUUAUUCUGUCUCUGUCACAUUAUCUGCUCAUGCAGCUCACAGGAGAGUUCCAUACUGGAUCAAUCAAUCAAUCAAUCAAUCAAUCAAAUUGAACCGUCCGUCCCCCAACCAUGUUACUUAUAUUAAGCAGAAACCUUUGCUGUGAAUGCUCUCAGAAGGAGUGCUUAACAGUGGAAUCCUAUACAUGUUUACACAGAUAUAAGACUCAUUAAGUUGAAUGGGAUUUACUCCCAGGUAAAUUUGCAUAGGUUUGCGGCCUAACUGGAGUCUAUAUAACUUUGAUAUUUGUAGUCUGUGAGCUAUCGGCUGCUGGUUAUUGGACAAGUUCUAAAAAAGGCACCAGCAUUUUCUAUAAACGAGGCCUGACAUUCAAAGUCUUAUGGUAUUUGUUUCAUUGAACCCCCUAAACUUCCUUCUUUUUUCUUUCUUUCUUUUAGCUUGUUCCAUUAUUUGGUGAAGAAAUGUUGGAACUGUGGAGAAGCAGCUUUAAUGAAGAAAAAAACUGUUCCUUUUUAUUUUGAGUUUGAAGAAAAUAUUCUGCACCUUCUAAAUUCUUAAAAAGCUGGAAAUGAAGGAAUGGGAGGGAGAAUAUUGUCUUCAGUAUAUCAGCACAUAGUUUAACUAUGAAUGAAUGAACCUAUGAUCCGAUCCCUGUGUUAGUAAUUGUGGAUUAAUGUCAAGUUUAAUCAGCCCUUCAAAGCGGGGGGGAAGCUGAACUUUUCAGAGCUGCACAACACAGCACAAACCCUCGAUUUUCAUGGACUUUGCUGUUUGUGUGCAAAAUUUGAAAUGGUUGUCACCUCUCCUUUGUGGCAGCUUGAAGUGUCAGCAGCAGCUGCUGAGGAAGUGGGCCAGGUCUGGAGCAGCAAGAUGUCUUUGUGAAUGAAGAUGCAGCUGUAUCCCCUGCCACAGGGAAGGGCUUGUUCUCUUAGGCAGUGCCUGGAGCAUCGGUUCAAAUUGCUGAGCAGCAUUGUUGUAGCUGCAGUGAGUGACCUUCUACUUGCUAAGGAGCAGAACACCUAUUAAAAGAGAGAGAGAGAGAAAGGAGGUUUUUUGCAGCAUUUUGUGGGCGAAGGGAAAUAACUCCAUUUUCCCCACUCCCCACGCAUUUGAUUUCCUCUUGUAUUUAUUAAUUACGACUGUCCUACUCUUAAAUUGUUACUUGUUGUAGAUAUAGCUAUUUAUUGUUCAGUGCUUGCAUGCGGAGGGAACGAUGCCUACAGUUGUCUUUUAAGGGCUUAUGUGAAUCGUAUGUUUUGCACAUUCUGUGGUCUCGUGACUUGCUGUGCUGCGCAAGAAGAAAAAGUGCUGAGUAAUAUUUGGGGAGAGGAGAAAUGAGGUAAGGAGUCAGAAAUUGAAGGAUUACAAGGUAGCAUCUUAAAUUAUAUGUAUACUGAAGGAGGAAGCCAUGGAGGUCACUUUCUCAGGCCACUGCUUUGUGUGGCUUGCCAGUGGUAUCCCUGUUACACUUGAUUUGCCUAGUGUUACCUUUUUCUUUUUUUUUUGAAGGAACUCAUCUGGAAGUAGCCACUGUCACUUAACAGUUUUCUUCUUGUGCAGCCUCAUCGCUACUGGAAAAGGGGUGUGUGUGGAAAGCCCCUGCAGAAUUAAUUUACACAGAGCCCUGUUCAUGGCAUUAUCCAACAUUUUAUUUUGUUUAUUUAUUUAUUUAAAGUUAGCCGAUGGGAUGUCUACUAUGGACCCACUUCAUCCAACCGUGGGAAGUAUUUUUGAUUCAGAGAUACACAGCAAAAUAAAGAAGUGGGGAAGCGGUUUUUUGUUUUUUGUUUGCUUUUUCUUUAUUUUUUAAAAUUAACACCCGACUCUUUGUCCAUCCACUUUUGAAUUUAAAUUGUACACCCACACCCACACCAUCAGUGUCUUACAAGGUUUGGCAUGAUUGUUAGGAUGACAAAGGAGAAAAGUUGCUCAAACACUGGUUUAAUAAUAAUGAUAAUUCCUUCAUUAAUUAGCAAGUUAAGCUUUCAAAUGCAUACUAUCUGGAACCAUCACAUAGGAUCCCGAUCAAAGUCCCAUCCCCUGGAAUUUAUUUUUUUAGUUCUUACUUUUCAAGCCUGAUCAUUCCAUUCCAUUCUUGGUUUGUUUGUUUUUUUACACUUUGUGUCUUUGCCAGACUUUUAGUUGUGCUAUCCAUGAGAAUCGGUGCAGCUCCACCAGCGUGAAGCUGCCAGUCCUCAUCGUGGUUGGUUGUCUUGUCUUAAUGUUGUAUAAGCAAAAUUACUUUAAAAUGCAUGCAUGCAUGCCUAAAAGGAAUUAUGAUGAUGAUGCCUGCCUACAUGAUGAUGAUGAUGUAGCUCAACUCUUCACACUCUUCACCAUAUGGGAAACACAGUAAUCUUACAUUGCAUUCCUUUGAGUGCUUACACAGAAGUAAACCCACACCGCAUUGUGUGGGGCUUACUUCUUAGUAAGUAUGUUUAGGAUGGCAUUAUCAGUCUUAAGACUCUUCUCAUGCUGCCAUAGGCUAAUUCUGCAGACUCAAUUAUGUGCAUUUCUUAUGUAUUCCUAUUCGCUUUAAUGAGAAAUGGGUGUGUGUGCAAUUUUGCAAAUAGCAAGUAGUGGUUCUUAGCAUGGCUAGCCAGGAAGGUUUUCAAGAAAAUCUGAACAGUAUGCACCAUAAAGUUUGAUUUACAGACCACUGUUUUGAUUUGCAUGUUUUUGACCAGCUUUACCAUUUUCGGCUAUUACAGCUGUAUCGAGGGAGGCUGUUUGAGUGGAUUCUAGAACAAAACUCUUUUCAAACUUUGAUUCAAAUGUACCGAGUGCCUGGGGUGGAAGAAAAAUGGAAGUGUUCCUAAACGCCAUUGAUCAUUUUUCAGUGAAGCCUAGUGUAUUGGCUAUUGAGGGCCAGUGCCCUCAGAACAGCUGCACCGGAGUGCAGUAGGAGUGGUGAUUUGCUGCAGGUCACUCUUUGCUCUAGAAAGGGCUGUUGGCAUUUACUGUUUGUUGGUUUAAGAAUCAUUGCUGAAGUUGGCUCUGAAAAGGAUUCUUUUACACAGCAACAACAUAAAAUGCCAGUAAGUUUAGUAAUAAAUUGUGAAAGAUGGGAAACUCUCUUUCAAGUAAUGCAUAGUGGAUGACUUAAAAACCUGGGGAAAGCUAUAGAACAUUGCUUUUACAAACAAACAAAAAACUACCCAAACUUAAAUUUGGUUUGUAUAAAGUCCACCACCACAAACCCUUUAUGCAAGGGUUGUCUCUCACUUUUGGUUUGGGGGUGUCUCUGCCCUUCCAUAAAAGAAAAAGUAACCUGUAAAGCCUUGCAAAACUAUAAUCAUGUUUUUGCAUUCACUUAACACAGGCAUGCAUUACUCCCAAGGUGUUUUGAGUAAAUGGCUCAAAACCCUUUGUUUAGGGAAGUGACAGAAUCCUGUCUGCAGCAGCUCUCUCUAUAACUGUUUAGCUUAUGACACAAAUCUGUUUUGUAAUACCAUCCAAUUGCCUGAAGCGUCCGAAGUCUCCACAGUUGUAUUUCAAAGCAGUGGUUUGCUUUCAAGUCCUUGGAUUUAAUUCCUGGGCCUAGGUUGAAGAAAACAAAAAACUAGGGUGGCCCCUAGCCCUGCAGGCAAAUAUUUUGGGUUCCUGCUCUUUGAAUAGACGUGGGAAUCCUGGCUUACUACUUGGCGAUUCCAGUCCGAAAAACACCCUACACUUCUGAGAGAAAUGCAAUUCACACCAGAGUACACACCAAAACCUUGGCAUAAGACGAGAAAAGUUCCUAUUUUGUGGGCUGGUUGCUGUGGAAACAUGGAACAAAGGACAGCCUACCACUUCUGGUAUAAUUGUGUAGGCCCUUUUUUCUAGGCCUGACACCUGUCUGAAUAAGAGUGAUUAGAACUGAAUAGUGUCCCUUGUCUGACAAUUGAAGAUGCGGUUCACGUACAAAAAAACGGGGGGGGGGGAGGGGGGAGGAAAGCCGUACCAGUGAAGAAGUAAAAUAUCUAUGUUGUCUCUCUUUGUUUGCUACUACAUUUUGAGGUUUUGUAAAACUGCAUUUUUUUUUUCACAAUGUGAAACUGAAGGUCAAUAAAUUAUUUGAGAUUUUCUCUCCAAUG
Molecule: messenger RNA, 20306 nt
Organism: Podarcis lilfordi (Lilford's wall lizard)
Lineage: Eukaryota; Metazoa; Chordata; Lepidosauria; Squamata; Lacertidae
Source: the annotation of a GenBank genome assembly